Molecule: messenger RNA, 2791 nt
Organism: Gallus gallus (chicken)
Lineage: Eukaryota; Metazoa; Chordata; Aves; Galliformes; Phasianidae
Gene: GBE
Product: eye-globin
Exons: 4
Coding region: 1798-2343 (181 amino acids)
Biological process (GO): oxygen transport
Molecular function (GO): oxygen binding; heme binding; iron ion binding
Source: RefSeq, a predicted model, not a curated record
UGGAGGUGCCACCUGGAAGCGCAUCUCAAUGUGUUUGACACAGCCUCACAGGGAACAUUUUGGUUUGCUGUGGAUUGUGCAACUUCAGUGAGGAAACGGUGCAGAGGAGAGAUCCAUACAAAGAGAAUUAAGAGAAAGGGAGAAAGGGUCUGGUAAAGGAGAGAGAGUCUGGAACCAUUUCUUCACUCCUCCCUCCCAACCCCCAACAAAGAGUGAUGUAUUUAUGAUAAAUAAAAUAAUGCAUGGUAUAAAAUAGAACAGGAACAAAACAUGGACCCUUUUUCCCUCUUUUCCUUUAUCUCUGAAUGACUUUAAUGAUUAUUUUUUUUUUCCAGUUGUAUGUGCUCAAUAUUUCUCUCUUAAUUCUUUUUAGCCUUUCCAGUCAGAGCUCAUCUGUUUCACUGUAUUGUAUCCCUCCUGUGGUCUAUCUUCCUUCAGUCUUCACCUUGUUUUCUUCUCUUCUUCCCUAAUAAACACAUUUUUUCUAUUCACCUUUCACAUAUCCCUCACUCAACAGGGACUCACAUUACCUCCAUACACACUGGUCAGCCCAAAUUAUUAUUAUAUUAUUACUAUUAGCACACAUCUACCAUUGCCUUGUAUGUCACAUCUUGUACCUGUUUAAGCCUCAACAGAUGUGAUACACUGCUCCUUCCCCCUGUUGUCAAUGCAACCUGAGGACAGUUAGCCUCAGAAACGCAGCUAGAAAUGUUAGCAGCAUCCAGUCAUUUGGCAGCCCAGGGUCAUUUGCUGUAGAAGGUUUUGACUUAGUUUCCCUAUAGACCCAGCUCUGCCUUUACAGAAGUUCUGGGCACUCCAGUAUAAGAGAGAGAUGGAGCUACUGGAGAGAGGCCAGAAAAGGGCCAUGAGGAUGAUGAAGAGGCCGGAGCAUUGCUCCUGCGAGGACAGGCUGAGAGAACUGGAGCUGUUCAGCCUGGAGAAGGUUCAGGGGAGACCUUAUGAGUGCGUACAAGUACCUGAAGGAGUGGUGUCCCAGUCCCAGGACAAGAGGUAGUGGGCACAAAUUGGAGCACAGAGGUUCCUUCUGACCAUCAGGCACUUCUGUGCUGUGCUGGGACAGGCCGCUCAGAAUUUGUAGCGUCUCCUCCUUGGAGAUCUCCAAGAGCCUCUUGAACAUGGCCCUGGGCACUCUGCUCUGGGUGUCUCUGAUGAGAAGCGGUUGGAGCAGAUGGAUCCAGGGGUGUGUGAUCACCUCAACCAUCCUUUGAUUCCAUUACAUGCAAUACGAAAUUUACUAUUGCUAUUUCAGGUGGAUAACUGGAUUAUUCAACAAAGUAAACUGAUUUCUUAAUGGUUUGAUCAAGACAACUCUAGUUGACAUACUGUAAAAGUUAAUUCCUUUAUGAGUGGCACUGAACUAUGUUACCUUAGAAUAAACAAAAUAAGCAUUGCUGAGAACUCAAACAAUAAUCUAUUACUGGCAGAAGAAUUCUCAGGGACAGAUUCCAGGAAGUGAUUAACUAAGAAAAGUGAUAGUUGGGUUUCUCCUUGAAAAUACAUACUGAGACAAAAGUGGAACUCUCUGCUGUCCAGAACGUCAUUAUGACAGUGCACUGUUGCAUUUACCCUGCCCAAACAUUCUCCCAUGUCCCUAUAGAUUGUAGCGCCAUCUGACUCUGAGAUGUUCAUGUCCAAAACAGCAGAGUAGAUGCAGGGCAGGGGAGGCUGGCUUUCUUGGGCAGAUAGCACAGCUUCAGGUGCUUUCUCAAGCAGAUAACACAGUUCCCAGGUGCUUCCUGGUAUUAGGAUGUCUUAAAAGGCAGAGAGGAAAAAAGUAUGCUGGGGAGGCACAAGAAUCUCAUGCAUGGAUGGGAAGGGAAUAGACAUGUACGGGAAAGACAGAUCUGUUCUAAUGAAGAGGUGAAAAGGAUGUUUACUGAACACCCGGACACCAAGUCCUACUUCACACACUUCAAAGGCAUGGACAGUGCUGAAGAGAUGAAACAGUCGGAUCAGGUCAGAGGCCAUGGCAAGAGGGUUUUCACUGCCAUCAAUGACAUGGUGCAACACCUGGACAACACUGAGGCUUUUCUUGGGAUACUGAACCCACUCGGCCAGAAACAUGCCACCCAGCUCAAGAUUGACCCCAAAAAUUUCAGGAUCAUCUGUGACAUUAUCUUGCAACUGAUGGAGGAGAAAUUUGGUGGAGACUGCAAAGCCUCCUUUGAGAAGGUGACCAACGAGAUCUGCACUCACCUGACCAACAUCUACAAAGAAGCAGAACCAUCAGCCCAGAGAGGAACCAGCAGCCUGUACUUUGCCAUCCUCAUCAGUGACGAGAGAAACUCUGUGAAGCAUCUCCUGGGUCAAUGGACUUUGUAGAGGUCAUUAUUUAAGAGACAAAGGAAUUGGUUUGGUUUUGAACUACCACGGUGGGAGGAGCAGGGGACGCUGUGAGCGUGGGGAAGAGCAAUAUCUGAAAAAGACACAGGAAAAGCCCCAUCCUGGACGAAGCAAGUUCCUCGGAGGAGCUUCCAGCACAGAGGAUUCUGACACUGAACGUGGGCACCACUGGAUCCCCCUCGGCAGGGGUGAACAUCUCCAGCACCUGGAUUUUGCACUGUGACUCCCAGAAGAUUGCUCUGGCCAUGCACCCAGGGGAGGGCAGCAGCACCAAGCUCCUGCACAGCUUCUCCUGACACUCCAGCAGUGACCAAGUCCAGAACUGUUUAAUUGCUUUUCCUUAGACGUGGUGAAAUCAUCAGCUGAUAACUGCAAAUAACCACAGGCCAUUCUGCUUCACUGUAACACAAUAAACACAAGGAAAGCU